UCCUCUAAAGUCAUGCAGUCUGAGGAGUUAUUUAGCAGGAAAUUGAAAGCCUUGAAUGGAAGCAUGGGACCUCCAGCCACUAGUACACAAGGGAAGCCUGAGGCAGGUAGCAAAACCAAUGGGACGCCAGCUAUGCCCAAGAUGGGAGUGAGAGCCAGAGUGUCAGAGUGGCCCCCUAAAAAGGAUGGUUGGGAGGGUCGUGGAGCACCAAACUAUGAAAGUGUUAUAAUGGCUUUUCAGAAUGGGCAACCAGACCAAAGUAUGGACAUCAUUGAGACUCGGGAGGCACCCUUGGAUCCAGAGUAUGCUGAGACAAAAUACUCACUUAGCGACCUUUUGAGUCACUCUCCUUUGAAAGGUCUUCAUCCCAUCAGACAGCGCAGCAACAGCGACGUUACCAUCAGUGACAUUGACGCAGAGGAUAUAGUGGACCAGAAUGCUGUCAAUCCCAACACAGGUGCUUCACUGCACCGGGAGUAUGGCAGCACUUCCUCUAUUGACCGGCAGGGCCUUGGUGGAGAUGGGUUCUUCACAAUGCUUAGGGGUUACCGGGUAGACACCUUGGACCACCGCAGCGCAGCUCCAGUAGGUUUUCCGGAGCUUCUACGCUACGACACCAAUCUCUCUCCUAGUUUACAAACAGCAGCUCAGAUUGCCCGUGGUGAGAUUGUCCGUAUCUCAGGGUACGACUAUGUAGACAGUUCCCUCCUGUACAGCCGCGAGAGGGAGAAAUCCUUCAUGCGCCGACUCAAGUCAGACUCAUCUGAGACAUCGCUCUUCCGGAAGCUGAGGACCAUUAAGAGCGAGCAUGACGGUCUUCGGCUCUCCACGGAGCAGGACGACCGUCGGCCGCUCAGCUUCCAGAAGUGCUUUGCCCACUAUGAUGUUCAGAGCGUGCUUUUUAACAUAAGUGAAGCUGUGGCCAAUCGAGCCAACCUUGGCCAAAGGAAGAACACUACGACAGGGGCCUCUGCUGCCUCGCAGUAUCAAGUCCCAGGGGGUGGAGCAGGGGGUGUUGGGAAUUCCAGUGGAACAGGGCCUGUAUUUGAAUCUCCAAUGGGUAGCCGUGAGGACUUGAACCCCAAAGAGAACCUGGAUGCUGAUGAGGGGGAUGGGAAGAGCAAUAGCUUAGUGCUGAGUUGCCCACAUUUCCGAAAUGAGAUCGGGGGUGAGGGUGAAAGAAGGAUCUCUCUCUCAAGAGCCAACAGCGCCAACUACACUGGUGGAGGAGAAAACUGCUCCUUUGAGUCCUCGCUAAGCUCCCACUGCACCAAUGCUGGAGUGUCUGUGCUGGAGGUACCACGAGAAAACCAGCCGAUCCACCGUGAAAAGGUCAAACGCUACAUCAUCGAGCACAUCGACUUGGGAGCAUACUACUACCACAAAUAUUUCUACGGGAAAGAACACCAGAACUACUUUGGGGUGGAUGAGAACCUUGGGCCAGUGGCAGUCAGUGUGAGAAGAGAAAAAACGGACGAUGGAAAAGAGAAAGAUGGCACACAGUAUAACUAUCGCAUCACAUUUCGAACAAGCCAGCUGACCACCCUUCGUGGAGCGAUUCUGGAGGAUGCCGUACCCUCCACAGCGAGGCAUGGCACCACUCGGGGUCUCCCUCUGAAGGAGGUGCUGGAAUAUGUGGUGCCUGAACUAAACAUCCAAUGCCUGCGUCUGGCCAUCAACUCCCCCAAAGUCCCAGAGCAGCUCCUCAAGCUCGAUGAGCAGGGGUUGAGUUUCCAGCACAAAGUAGGCGUGCUGUACUGUAAAGCAGGACAGAGCACAGAGGAAGAGAUGUACAACAACGAGAGUGCUGGUGCCGCCCUCGAUGAGUUUCUGGACCUACUGGGACAGCGAGUCAGACUGAAGGGCUUCACCAAGUACAGAGCACAGCUGGACAACAAGACGGACUCAACGGGCACACACUCCCUCUACACCACUUAUAAGGACUAUGAGCUGAUGUUUCAUGUAUCUACACUGCUUCCCUACACGCCCAACAACAGACAGCAGUUGUUGAGAAAAAGGCACAUUGGAAAUGAUAUAGUCACAAUCGUUUUCCAGGAGCCAGGAGCUUUACCCUUCACGCCUAAAAACAUCCGCUCCCACUUUCAGCAUGUGUUUGUCAUUGUCAAAGUCCACAAUCCCUGCACUGAAAACGUCUGUUACAGCGUAGCUGUAUCCAGAUCAAAAGAUGUGCCGCCAUUUGGGCCUCCUAUUCCUAAAGGUGUGACCUUUCCCAAGUCAGCUGUCUUCAGGGACUUCCUUCUGGCCAAGGUGAUCAAUGGUGAAAACGCAGCACACAAAUCGGAGAAAUUCCGUGCCAUGGCGACUCGAACGCGUCAGGAAUACCUCAAAGACCUAGCAGAGAACUUUGUGAGUACAGCCACUGUGGAUUCAGCAGUCAAGUUCAGUUUCAUUACUUUGGGAGCCAAGAAGAAGGAACGAGUGAAACCACGUAAGGAUGCCCAUCUCCACAGUGUAGGUGCCAUCACCUGGAGUGUGGUGGCUCGUGACUUUGGCCAGUCUGCUGAUGUGGAAUGCCUAUUGGGUAUAUCCAAUGAGUUCAUUGUACUGAUCGAGGAGGAGUCCAAGAAUGUUGUCUUCAACUGUUCCUGUCGAGAUGUCAUUGGAUGGACAUCUGGAGUCAUGAGCAUAAAAAUCUUCUACGAGAGAGGAGAAUGUGUGAUGUUCUCAGCUCAGGAUAACUGUGCAGAGGACAUCAGAGAAAUUGUUCAGCGACUGGAGAUUGUGACUCGAGGCUGUGAGACGUGUGAGAUGACCCUGCGUAGGAAUGGUCUUGGCCAGCUGGGUUUCCACGUGAACUUUGAGGGCAUCGUGGCAGACGUGGAACCCUUCGGCUUUGCCUGGAAGGCGGGACUACGCCAGGGCAGCAGGCUGGUGGAGAUCUGCAAGGUUGCUGUGGCAACGCUGACCCACGAACAGAUGAUCGACCUUCUGCGAACCUCAGUCACUGUCAAGGUGAUGAUCAUCCAGCCUCAUGAGGAUGGGACUCCAAGAAGGGGUUGUUCGGAGCUCUACCGUAUCCCUAUGGUGGAAUAUAAAUUGGACAGUGAGGGUACACCAUGUGAAUAUAAGACUCCCUUCAGAAGGAACACCACCUGGCAUCGAGUUCCCACCCCAGCCAAUCAGCCCCUGCCCCGUGGGUCACCUACUCAGGGGCCCGACCGACUGCAGUGCCAACAGAUCCUCCAGCAUGCACAGGUGUCAAUCCCACGAAGCACCUCUUUUGACAGGAAGCUGCCAGAUGGAUCAAGCCAACACUACCGCAGCUCCCCCAGUAACCAGUCCUCCUCCAGUGAUCCCGGGCCCUGCGGGAGUGGAACCUGGGCUCAGCAGCCAGGAUAUGAUGGGAGUCAGUCGCCAGUGCUUCAGGACCACUCUGGCGACGCUCCGGUUGGGGCUGGAGAUGGAGUGGGGCUGAGGGAAAGAGAACCCACACUGGAAAGGACCAGAUCUGCAGAGGCCAAAUGGCAUAUUCCCUCCACGAAGAUCCUCAACUCCCUAAAGGAGAGGGGUAAAGACUCGCCCAACAAGCUGACCCGAGGUGGAGAUAAGAACUCCAGCCACUCCAGCAGCAACACCCUGUCAAGCAAUGCCUCUAGUAACAGUGAUGAUAAGCACUUUGGUUCUGGUGAUCUGAUGGACCCUGAGAUGCUGGGUCUCACCUACAUCAAAGGGGCCUCAACGGACAGCGGCAUUGACACUGCCCCCUGCAUGCCACCUCCCCCGGGCGUGGCCGGAUCGGUCGUGGCCCGAACCGUUCUACAGGCCAGGGGAGGGGAUCAGGGGCACCCCUGGACAGCUGAACACCCCGAGGAGGGGCCUUUGGAAGAGGAACAUGGCAAAAUCUACAUACCCCAGAGUUACGUUGCUGCCAUUGCCGCCAGUCACGUGACAGAGGGAAGCAUAGGGGACCUGAGUGAAAUAUCCUCCCAGUCCAGUGGGUCCCAUCACUCAGGCAGUCCCCGGGCCCGUGGUUCCAAACUCACCGCUUCACCAGAGUCCUCCAGGGGCCACAGGGGCCCUGAGAACACAUCUGGGCCUGGACCCAGUACAGAGAGCCAAUCCCAGAACCGCCACAAGAAAACAGACGACAAACCCACACCAGAGGAGCCUCCUAACCUGUCAGAGUGUGGGCAGCUGUACGCGGCAGAGGCAGCAUGUCGAAUGCAACCGGCAGAGAGGGAGGGGCAGCUCCAGACAGGCAUGUCGAAAGAGGAGUACCUGAAAAUGAUGCUGGCGGACAGUCCCCCGGGAGAAGAAGGAAGGAGGAAGAUGUCAGCGGCUGGCAGCUUGUCACCACGGCGAUCACUCUACCGGACCCUUUCAGAUGAAAGCGUGUGCAGUAAUAGGAAGGGCUCGUCCUACGCCAGCUCACGGAGCUCCAUGCUGGACCAAGCGCUGCCCAACGACAUCCUGUUCAGUACUACACCCCCUUAUCACAGUACGCUGCCCCCGCGCAUGACCCACAACCAGGCUGGACCAGGCCUCAGGAAUGAGUUCUGGUACUCUGAUGGCUCCCUGGCAGACAGGUCAAAGUUCAGCGACCCAGGCCUCAUGCCACUUCCUGACACUGCCACAGGCCUGGACUGGUCUCACCUUGUUGACGCUGCAAGGGCCUUUGAAGAUCAGCGCGUGGCUUCCUUCUGCACUAUGACGGACAUGCAGAGAGCAGAGGCUCUGCAGAUAUCCCAGGAGCUCACCAGACGCGUGGCGGCCGCGGAGGGCGCGGCACUGGAAGCGGGUGAAAGCUCUCCUUCCACACUCACAGGCAAAGUGAAUCAGCUGGAGGUGAUCUUGAGACAGCUACAGCAUGACCUGAGAAAGGAGAAAGAGGACAAAGCCAUCCUCCAGGAAGAGGUGCAGCACCUGAGGCAAGACAACAUCCGUCUACAGGAGGAGAGUCAGACUGCUGCAGCCCAGCUGAGGAAGUUCACAGAGUGGUUCUUCCACACCAUCGACAAAAAGCCCUGA
Molecule: messenger RNA, 4989 nt
Organism: Chanos chanos (milkfish)
Lineage: Eukaryota; Metazoa; Chordata; Actinopteri; Gonorynchiformes; Chanidae
Gene: sipa1l2a
Product: signal-induced proliferation-associated 1-like protein 2
Exons: 20
Coding region: 13-4989 (1658 amino acids)
Biological process (GO): regulation of small GTPase mediated signal transduction
Cellular component (GO): cytoplasm
Molecular function (GO): GTPase activator activity; protein binding
Source: RefSeq, a predicted model, not a curated record